This is a messenger RNA of Colletotrichum karsti, 2103 nucleotides long. Its product is annotated as fatty acid activator. Gene Ontology annotation, molecular function: long-chain fatty acid-CoA ligase activity. The transcript has 3 exons. Lineage: Eukaryota; Fungi; Ascomycota; Sordariomycetes; Glomerellales; Glomerellaceae. Gene Ontology annotation, biological process: long-chain fatty acid metabolic process; long-chain fatty-acyl-CoA metabolic process. The coding region runs from base 1 to 2103 and encodes 700 amino acids. The record is from RefSeq and is a predicted model, not a curated record. Gene Ontology annotation, cellular component: plasma membrane; lipid droplet; endoplasmic reticulum.
AUGUCUUCCACACCACCAAAGUCCAAGUACGACAUCCUGCCCAGGAUGCAGGUCAAGGGCCCCUUCUCCGUUCCUUCGCCCGGCGCGGCACCCAAGGAAGGCGAGACUGUUCCCCGUCGACUUCCCCAGGCCGUUCCCGACCUCAUCACCCUCCCCGGCGGCAAUAUCACCACCACCUACGAGCUCGUCAAGUCCAGUGCCGAAAAGUACGGAAACGCCAGGUGCCUGGGUUGGCGCAACCUGGUCAACACCCACCGCGAAACGAAAAAGGUCAAGAAGAUGGUGGAUGGCGAGGAGAAGGAGGUCGACAAGCAGUGGACGUACUUUGAGCUGAGCACUUACAACUACCUCACCUACCACGAGUACGAGAACCUCACUCUGGCCGUCGGCUCUGGCCUGCGCAAGCUCGGCAUGGUCAAGGGCGACCGCGUUCACAUCUACGCUGCCACCAGCGCCCGCUGGUUGGCCAUGUCGCACGCCGCUGCCUCCCAGUCAAUGCCCGUCGUCACCGCCUACGACACCCUCGGUGAGCAAGGACUGAGGUACUCAAUGGUUGCGACAAACGCCAAGGCCGUCUUCCUCGACCCUCACCUGCUACCCACUCUUGUGAAUGUGCUCAAUGACGCGAAGGACAUUCGCUAUGUUAUCUGGAACAACCAGAACCAGGUGCAGCAGGCCCACAUCGACCAGCUCAAGUCUGCGCACCCCGAGAUCACCAUCCUGAGCUUCGAGGACCUCGAGAAACUAGGAAAGGAAAACGCCGUUGACCCCGUGCCGCCGACCGCCGAGGACCUCUGCUGCAUCAUGUACACCUCAGGCUCCACCGGCACACCAAAGGGUGUUCCCCUGAAGCACCGAGCCGUUGUCGCUGCUGUCGCUGGUGUCAGCGUCGUCGUCCAGCCGCAUAUUGGACCCGGAGACGGUCUUUUGACUUACCUCCCCCUCGCUCACAUUCUCGAGUUCGUUUUCGAGAACGCUUGCCUCUACUGGGGCUCUACCAUGGGUUACGGCAAUCCCAAGACCCUGUCCGACAACUCGGUUCGAAACUGCGCCGGCGACAUCAGAGAAUUUAAGCCCUCCGUGAUGGUUGGUGUUCCCGCCGUCUGGGAGACGGUGAAGAAGGGAAUCAUUGCCAAGGUCAACGCUGGCAGCCCCCUUGUUAAAAACCUGUUUUGGAACGCCUUGUCGAUGAAGACGAAUCUCAUGAACGCCGGCCUCCCCGGCUCUGGCGUCCUUGACGCGGUGGUCUUCAAGAAGCUCAAGGAGGCGACCGGCGGACGCCUUAAGCUUUGCAUGAAUGGAGGUGGCCCGAUUGCCAAGGAGACCCAGCAGUUCAUCUCAAUGGCUAUUGCGCCCAUGAUCAUCGGUUACGGUCUCACCGAGACCACUGCGAUGGGCUGCCUGAUGAACCCCUUGGAGUGGAACAUCAACAACAUGGGCGCCAUGCCUGCGUCAAUUGAAGUCAAGCUGGUCGACUUCGCCGAGGCCGGCUACUUCGCCAGCAACAAGCCCAACCCCCAGGGCGAGGUGUGGAUCCGCGGUCCAUCUGUCAUGGAGGAGUACUGGCAAAACCCCAAGGAGACAAAGGAGGCCAUCACCGAGGAUGGCUGGUUCAAGACCGGUGACAUUGGCGAAUUCGACAGCAACGGCCAUCUGAAGCUCAUUGACCGAAAGAAGAACCUGGUCAAGACCCUGAACGGCGAGUACAUUGCUCUCGAGAAGCUCGAGUCCAUCUACCGUGCCUCCGCUGUUGUGGCCAACAUCUGCGUGUAUGCCGACGCCCAGAAGGCCAAGCCCAUCGCCAUCAUCGUCCCAGCGGAGCCUGCCUUGGUGAAGCUGGCCGAGAGCAUCGGCGUCAAGGGCAGCACCCUGGAAGAGCUCGUCCACGACAAGAAGUUGCAGAGCGCCGUCACCAAGGAGCUUCAGAAUGCCGGCCGCCAAGGUGGCCUCUCCGGCAUUGAGAUUAUUGAGGGAGUCGUAUUGUCCGACGAGGAGUGGACGCCUCAGAAUGACUUGGUCACCGCCGCCCAGAAGCUCCAGCGCAAGAAGAUUCUGGAGAAGUACAAGACCGAGGUUGCCAAGGCGUACGGAUCUUCCGAUUAA